This is a messenger RNA of Eremomyces bilateralis CBS 781.70, 1536 nucleotides long. RefSeq names its product ferrochelatase-domain-containing protein. Gene Ontology annotation, molecular function: protoporphyrin ferrochelatase activity. Gene Ontology annotation, biological process: heme biosynthetic process. NCBI's taxonomy places the organism in Eukaryota, Fungi, Ascomycota, Dothideomycetes, Eremomycetales, Eremomycetaceae. The record is from RefSeq and is a predicted model, not a curated record. The transcript has 2 exons. Bases 144 to 1448 code for a protein of 434 amino acids.
GAUGACGCCGGACUCGCCUACACUCCGCCUCCGAGGACGAAUCUUUACAAAGUCUACAACUGAACACUUCUUCCCUUCAUUGCCAGUUCUGGAAACAAUGGAAUUGUUAUAGCGUCUGGAACAUAUAUCACUUAUAAUCCAUCAUGUCCUGUCGACUUCCGCCCGCCCUCAAUUCCCUUCCGCGAGCUGCUGCUCGAGCGGCCAAUCACAAGUCAUCGAAAGUCAGCGCGGGACUAUCAUUGUCACGAUGGAUACCAUCGCGGCAUUAUGCUGCUGUGGUACCGCCUGUGACGCAGGAUAAGUCGGGGUCGAAAGGGCCGACGGCUAUGGUCUUUCUGAACAUGGGCGGUCCCUCCACGACAGGGGAAGUGGGCGACUUCUUAAGCCGAUUAUUCGCCGAUGGCGAUUUAAUCCCACUGGGCCGGUUACAAGGCUACCUAGGUCCAUUAAUAUCCCGAAGAAGAACCCCGAAGAUCAAGAAGCAAUACGCAGAUAUCGGGGGCGGCUCACCGAUUCGAAAAUGGUCCGAAUACCAGGCCGCGGAGAUGUGCAAGCUCCUCGACCGGAUGUCUCCUGAAACCGCACCGCAUAAGCCGUAUGUCGCCUUUCGAUACGCGGACCCGCUCACGGAAGAUAUGUAUGCCAAACUGCUAGCCGACGGCUUCGGCAACGGCAAGGGCGGCCGCGCCGUGGCGUUUACACAAUACCCCCAGUACUCCUGCUCCACCACGGGCAGCUCGUUGAACGAGCUCUGGAAAUGGAGACACCGGCUCGAGGGGAAGAAAUCGGACGAUAUGUCACCGGGGGGCGGAUCAAUAACGUGGAGUGCGAUCGACCGAUGGCCGGUCCACCCCGGGCUCGUCGAGGCCUUCGCACAGAAUAUCGAAGCGACGCUGCGGACGUACCCCGAGGACCGAAGGGAUAAGGCGGUCCUGGUAUUCUCCGCGCACAGUCUACCGAUGAGCGUCGUCAACCGUGGCGACACCUACCCGGCCGAAGUGGGGGCGACCGUGUACGCGGUGAUGCAGCGGCUCGGGUUCAAGAAUCCGUACCGACUAGCCUGGCAGUCGCAAGUCGGCCCAUCCGCGUGGCUGGGUCCGCAGACGAGCAUGACGGUGUCUGAGUACGUGAAAAAGGGGCAGACGGAUCUCGUGCUCAUCCCGAUCGCAUUCACGUCGGAUCAUAUCGAGACGUUGUUCGAGCUGGACAAGGAGGUCAUCGCGGAAGCCGAACACGAGGGCGCGAAGGGCGUGAAGCGGGUGGAGAGCUUGAACGGGAGUCCGGUCUUCAUUCGAGCUCUGGCGGAAAUCGCGCUUGAUCACUUGAAAAGCGGGCUAAGUUGCUCGCCGCAGAUGCUCCUGCGGUGCCCCGCAUGCACGAGCGAGCGAUGUCUGGAGCAAAAGCGAUUUUUCCAAGCACAGCAGCAGCAAUUAACGGCUCCCGCGUAAUAUGGGAAGCGCCGCUCAAUCGCAGCACCUGUAAAUUAGAUUCUUAUAUCCCAGCUCCCUAGCCAACCCUACUUUUACGAUACCAAUA